UAUUGCCAUGGGAUAAAAUGCUGUUGGCGUGUGCCAAUUUGGACAUAUAAAAAUCCACGAUAUGGACUCAUGGCAGUACUCUGUCGGCAAACACCAAAUGCUCAACGGCAGGAAAACAUUGCAUAGUUGCAUUGUCAAAAGGUGCAUCAUCCAAAGCAGGGAAUCCUGUGUAGAUGUGUGACCAGACACCAUUGGUAUUCACUAAACCCGUAUUGGUGGGACAACAGAAAUCCGUGUUGGCCCAUGUCAUAGCCUAUAAUGUCAGAUGGAAAUAAUCCCUCUACCAGCACCUGUGAAACUGCCAUUGGUGCACCCCAAACCUGCACUGAAAGCCUUGCAAAACACUACAAAUACACUUUGGAAGUAGUUGCCCUAAUAGCCGUAUAGUUCCCACUCAAAACUUGCACACACAAUUGACUAGCCCAAGAUCACAAAAUGAAGCUAUAGAGAGUUAGCGUGUGUGAAGUGAUAGCGUUUACUGGAUCAACUUCUUUUGAUGUAAGAGACAAGCUUUUGAGAUACAGAGAGCUCUUCUUCUGGACCAGACCUGGACCAAGCUCAAAAACUUAUUUUUUAUUGAACCAGCUUCUGUUGGUGAAAGAGACAUCACCUCACCCACCUUGUCCCGCUAAUAUCCUGGGACCAACAUAGCUACAACAACACUGCAAAGUGAAACUACGGCAGAGUUGUGAAGCAACUGCAGGAGCCUUAAUUUCAGUCCCACCUGUUCUAACCACUAGAAAACAGGCUUCUCCCAGAAUUGGGAAUAGAAUCCAGUAGUCCUGCCUCCCAGCCCCCUAGACUCUACUGCCUGCACAGAAGAGGGGAUAGAAACUAGGAGUCCUGACUCCUAACCACUAGACUCCACUUCUCUCCCACAACUGGAACAGAACCCAGGAGUCCUAACUCCCAGCCCCACCCUGCUCUAACACAGGCCAAACUUGCAUUGGCACACUGUAGACCCCAUGUGCAUUGGCAGAAGUAAAAAGAUGGAUUAGCUCAUACCCAAAAGCUGGGCAUCUCUGGCAACCGUGCUACUCUAUCACCAUUGACAUGCACAGGACUCUCCCAAUGUGGCUUUUGGACACUAUUAAAAGAAUUAAAGUUGCCCCUUCAAAAUAUUAACUAGACUGGAAGAAAUGUCAUUUCCCAAAAGGACAUGGCCAAUUUCACACAUGGGUUGUCCAGAACUCCAAAAUGAGGAUUGACAGAGUUUCCCCAAAUAGCCCUUUAAAGUAUCCAGUGUCCAUUUUAGUGGCCAAAUGUGGGAUUUUGGUUGCCACCACUUUUGAAAACUGGGCCAUUUUUUUCUUCACAGAGGCAAGAGGUUUCUGAAGAAAAAUAUCCAACUGGUUAUUUUGAUGCUGCAUAAAAGUGUCAGUGUUUCCACUUCAGCUUUUAGGGUGGAAUUUAUAAAGCAGCAUAAGGAAGUUAGAUGCCUGAAUUCCAUAAUUCAAUGGGAAUUGGACACCUAACUCUCUUAGGCCCCUUUAAGAAUCCCAGUUUGUAUGUUUGUUUUGCUCUAUAGGUUUGGUGUGGUGAGUGGCAGAUUCCUUUCCACCGGGGGUAUUUGUUUUGGAGUCAACACCCUUGCUAUUGGCUCCGUUGAAAUGUCCGAGUGUGAGAACAUGUUGCUGUGCAAUUACCGCAAGUGCCGUGUCAAGCUCUCAGGCUAUGCCUGGGUCACGGCUUGCUCACACAUAUUCUGUGACCAGCACGGUAGUGGGGAAUUCAGCCGUUCACCAGCAGUCUGUCCUGCCUGCAACAGUGCCCUCUCUGGCAAGCUAGAUAUUGUCCGCACUGAGCUAAGUCCCUCUGAAGAACACAAGGCCAUGGUGUUAGCUGGACUUCGGCCAGAGACUGUGCUGGACAUCAGCUCCCGUGCACUCGCCUUCUGGACAUACCAGGUUCACCAGGAGCGCCUGUACCAGGAAUACACCUACAGCAAGGCUGAGGGACACCUGAAGCAGAUGGAGAAGGUGUACACCCAGCAGCUGCAGAGCAAGGACAUGGAACUGACCUCCAUGAAGAGCGAGGUCUCCUCCCUGAAGAAGGUGCUGGAGGAGUACAAGAAGAAGUUCAGCGAGCUCUCUGAGAAGCUCAUGGAGCGCAACCGCCAGUACCAGAAGCUCCAGGGCCUCUAUGACAGCCUCCGCCUGCGCAACAUUGCCAUAGCUAAUCAGGAGGCUGCCCACGAGCCUCCCAUAAUGCCUCAGCCUGCUGUCUUUGGCUUCCCAUUGGGUAAUGCUGCCAGGUUCCCUGGGGAUGCCACGCCGGUCCGGGGCAGGUGUGGGGAGGGAGACUUCCACUUCAAACCCUUCUUUGCCACAUCCCCACCUGCGGGUGAAUCCAGCAACAGCUUCUUCACCUUCUCCUCUCCCAGCAAUGAGCUGGAGCCACAUCCUGGAGCCAGCAGGGCCUACAAGAUGAAGAGGAUAUAGCCGUACCCCCAGAGCGUCUCCUUCCCUGAGAUCCUCAUGGAGACCCCACUCGUGCUGGUGGUGAGCAGCAAGACACAGGAACCCUGUAUCCAUCAGCUACUGUGGCCUACCACACACAGAGCAAGUGAGGCCGUUGGGGAGAGAAUGUGCAAAAGUAGCGCCUUGCCCUCUGCGGCUGCUGCUGUGGGGGUCGGACUUAUCCUGCUGUCUGCUGCCCCCACCCCCAGUGGAUCCCAGAGGCAUAAUAGCUUGGAGAGUCUUGUGGGGCCAGCAGGAUACAGGGGAUUUACAACUGGGUAUUGGGGCAAAGGAUGGGGCUUGAGAACAGGGCGAUCCUCUCUACAGAGAGGGACUGAGAUAGCUGGGGUGUGGGGCAUAGAUGGGCGAGCUCUGAAUGGGGCGAUUCCCUGUACAGCGAGGGACUGGUGCAGCCGGGUUGGAGGGUAUAGAUAGGAGCUCAGAAUGGGAUGCUUCCCCCUACAGAAGGGACAGUGAUCCCUCUUUUCUCAUUCUCUCUCCACUCAGCAUGGUCCCAUCUCACAUGGCAAUGAGCUGUACCCAGGCUCUGCCCCCUGGCAACCCAAUAAACCAUCCCAAUGGGCUGAUCCCAGGUGUGAAGAAAUCUCACUGGGACUAGGAGACCCCGAACCAAGCCCAUCAAUGCCCCCCUCCAUCCACACCUCUUCCCUGCCCUUUCUCCUUCUCCUCUCCCUUUCCACACUCCUCAUUUCUGUUUCCUUCCCCCUUGGCUGGAAUCACUGGCUCCAACCUCCGUGGUUUCACUGGUUUAUGACUUGUGGAUAUUUAAAGGCAUCUAAUGGGCGUUGUAGCAACCAAAUCUCUGAGAGCUUUGGGGAUCGGACUUCCUUAGUUGCCUUUCAGAACAGGUCUGGCCCAGUGCCUGGCUCUCCAUAUAUACAGAGCGCAGCAUAUUUAUUUUGGAAGAUUUGAUUUGUUUUAUAAUUUUAUAUGUUUAAAGGUUUUUCUUUUCUUCUCUAAUGAAUAA
Molecule: messenger RNA, 3447 nt
Organism: Mauremys reevesii (Reeves's turtle)
Lineage: Eukaryota; Metazoa; Chordata; Testudines; Geoemydidae
Gene: CCNB1IP1
Product: cyclin B1 interacting protein 1
Exons: 4
Coding region: 1509-2441 (310 amino acids)
Biological process (GO): reciprocal meiotic recombination
Cellular component (GO): synaptonemal complex
Molecular function (GO): ubiquitin protein ligase activity
Source: RefSeq, a predicted model, not a curated record